Molecule: messenger RNA, 5345 nt
Organism: Mugil cephalus (flathead mullet)
Lineage: Eukaryota; Metazoa; Chordata; Actinopteri; Mugiliformes; Mugilidae
Gene: sdad1
Product: SDA1 domain containing 1
Exons: 32
Coding region: 123-3917 (1264 amino acids)
Biological process (GO): ribosomal large subunit export from nucleus; ribosomal large subunit biogenesis
Cellular component (GO): nucleolus
Molecular function (GO): protein binding
Source: RefSeq, a predicted model, not a curated record
ACGUCAGCCCUUCCCUUGCAAAUUAAAUGGCAGCGUACACAUUGGCCACGCUUGCCCUGUGAAAAAAGUACCGUUCUCCAUUAUUUUUUAUAUAUAUAACAUCUUCAGAACCACCCGAAACCAUGUCGGGACGACAAAACAACAAGUUACCCAACAAUUUACCACAACUUCAGAAUCUCAUAAAAAGAGAUCCGCAGUCUUACGUAGAUGAGUUUCUCCAGCAGUACCGACACUUUCAGUCCAAUGUACAGAUCUUCAAACUGCAGCCUGACAAAUCCAACAAGGAGCUGUCAGAUCUUGUUAUGUUUCUAGCUCAGGUUGCUCACUGUUACCUGCAGCACCUGUCCACCUACCCCAAAGAGCUGUCUGAGUUGUUACUGAGUUACCACACAGUCAUAGAGCCAGACCUCCGAAUGACCUUCUGCAAAGCGCUGAUUCUCCUGAGGAAUAAAGAUCUGAUCGACCCCACAGGACUCCUGGAGCUCUUCUUCGAGCUGCUGCGAUGUCACGACAAGCUGCUCAGGAAGACACUUUACACACACAUCGUGGCAGACAUCAAAAACAUCAAUUCGAAGCACAAAAACAACAAGGUCAACACGGUGUUACAGAACUUCAUGUACACCAUGCUGAGAGACAGCAACCCCACGGCAGCAAAGAUCUCCUUGGAUGUGAUGAUGGAGCUGUACAAAAGGAACAUAUGGAAUGAUGCCAAAACAGUCAAUGUCAUUACAACAGCGUGCUUCUCCAAAGUGACCAAGAUCCUUGUUGCAGGUCUUAAAUUCUUCCUGGGCACAGAUGAAGAUGAGAAAAAUGACAGUGAUUCCGAAUCAGAGAAAGAGGGUCCGUCAGCGAGAGACCUGAUGGUGAGAUACUCCACGGGCAAGAAAUCCACCAAAAACAAGAAGAAGAUGGAAAAGGCUAUGAAAGUCCUCAAGAAACACAAGAAAAAGAAGAAGGUGGAAGUGUUCAAUUUCUCCGCCAUCCACCUGAUUCACGAUCCUCAAGAAUUCUCUGAGAAACUCUUAAAGCAGUUGGAAGUCUGCAAAGAGCGAUUCGAGGUGAAGAUCAUGAUGAUGGAGCUCAUAUCGCGGCUGGUUGGAAUCCAUGAGCUCUUCCUCUUCAACUUCUAUCCCUUCGUCCAGAGGUUUAUUCAGCCUCAUCAGAGAGAGGUGACAAAGAUUCUCCUGUGUGCUGCGCAGGCUUCCCACCAACUGGUCCCCCCAGAGAUCAUCAACCCUGUGAUCAUGACCAUUGCCAACAACUUUGUGACGGACAGGAACUCCGGAGAAGUCAUGACUGUGGGUAUCAAUGCCAUUAAGGAGGUGGCAGCCCGCUGUCCCCUCGCCAUCAAUGAAGACCUGCUGCAGGACCUGGCCCAGUACAAGACUCACAAAGACAAAAAUGUGAUGAUGUCCGCCAGAGCUCUGAUCCAGCUGUUCAGGAACCUCGAUCCGCACAUGCUGCACAAAAAGGACAGGGGGAGACCCACCGAAGCUUCAGCAGAGGCCAAGAUCAAAGACUAUGGAGAGCUCGAGGCUAAAGACUACAUCCCAGGAGCUGAGGUCCUGGAUGAGGAGCAGAAAGAGGGAGAGGAGGACGAAGAGGGCUGGGAGAGCGCCAGCAUCAGCGAUGAUGACGAGGAUGGGGAGUGGGUGGACCUUCACCACUCAUCUGAUGAAGACACAGGAGAAGUGGUGGAGAAACUUCAGAGCAUCCCGCUUGAAGAGAGAAGAGCGAAGGCAGCGGCGGUGAGCGGCAGCAGGCUCCUCACGCAAGACGACUUCAAGAAGAUCCGUCUGGUCCAGAUGGCCAAGGAGGUCAACGCUGCGCCGGGGAAGGGACAGAAGAGGAAAGCUGUGGAGAUCGACGAUGACAGCGACAACGAACGGGAGGUGUUGACCUUGAGAAACAUCGAGAAACUGCAUAAGAAACCAAAAGCAGACAAGGAAACGCGACUGGCAACAGCAAUGGCCGGACGCCCAGACCGGAAGGACUUCAUCAGGAAGCGGACCAAGCUGAACCCACACGCCAGCACCAGCAACAAGGAGAAGAAGAGGACGAAGAACUUCAUGAUGAUGAGGCACAGUCAGAACGUCAGGACUAAAGGCAAACGCUCCUUCAGGGAGAAGCAGGUAAAGUCACGCCUCUUCGGUUCAGAAUGUGAGCCUGACGGGUCGUUCAUCUUCGAGGCUCACGAAGCCUGGAAAGACUUCCAUAACUCCCUGAGACAUUUCUACGAAGUGGGGGAACUCUGUGAUGUCACACUGAAGGUUGGCAGCAGGAUGAUACCAUGUCACAAACUGGUACUGGCUUGCGUCAUCCCUUACUUCAGAGCCAUGUUCCUGUCAGAGAUGUCGGAGGCCAAGCAGGAGCUGAUAGAGAUCAAGGACUUUGAUGGGGAUGCCAUCCAGGACCUGGUGCACUUUGCUUACUCCUCCAAACUCACUUUAACUGUGGACAACGUCCAGCCUCUGCUUUAUGCUGCCUGCAUCCUUCAGGUUGAGCUGGUGGCGAGAGCCUGCUGUGAGUACAUGAAGGCCCACUUUCACCCCACCAACUGCUUGGCAGUUCGGACCUUUGCCGAGAGUCACAAUCGCGUGGAUCUGAUGGACAUGGCCGACCGCUACGCGUGCGAGCACUUCAACGAGGUGGUGGAGUGCGAGGACUUCACGUGCGUGUCGCCCCAACACUUACGUACGUUACUGUCCUCCAGUGAGCUCAACAUCCACUCAGAGACACAGGUGUACAAUGCAGCAGUGAAAUGGCUGAAAGCAAACCCACAGCACCACGAGGCCUGGCUGGACCAGAUCAUGUCUCAGGUGCGCCUCCCUCUACUCCCAGUGGAGUUCCUGACUGGAACGGUGGCAAAGGACGAGAUGAUCAAAGGUAACCUGAGUUGUCGUGACCUGAUGGACGAAGCCAGGAACUACCACCUGCACCACAGCAACAAGGUUGUUCCGGACUUUGAGUAUUCAGUCCGCACCGUACCACGGAAACAUACCGCAGGGGUUUUGUUUUGCGUGGGCGGCCGCGGAGGUUCAGGGGACCCGUUCCGCAGCAUCGAAUGCUACUCUAUCACUAAGAACAGCUGGUUCUUUGGUCCUGAAAUGAACAGCAGACGACGUCACGUGGGCGUGAUCUCUGUUGGAGGUAAAGUUUAUGCUGUUGGAGGCCAUGAUGGCAACGAACACUUGGGCAACAUGGAGAUGUUCGACCCUCUCACUAACAAGUGGAUGAUGAAAGCUUCCAUGAACACUAAAAGGAGGGGUAUAGCCCUGGCAGCUCUUGGCGGUCCUAUAUAUGCUAUUGGAGGUCUGGAUGACAACUCCUGCUUCAACGACGUGGAGCGUUAUGACAUCGAGUGUGACAGCUGGAGAGCUGUGGCUCCAAUGAACACACCCAGAGGAGGAGUUGGAUCUGUGGCAUUAGGGAGUUUUGUUUACGCGGUUGGAGGUAAUGACGGCGUGGCUUCACUGUCCAGCGUGGAGCGGUUCAAUCCGCACCUCAACAAGUGGACGGAGGUCAGCGAGAUGGGCCAGCGGCGGGCUGGAAACGGAGUCAGCAAACUCAACGGCUGCCUCUACGUAGUGGGUGGCUUUGAUGACAACUCGCCCCUGAGCUCCGUGGAGCGCUUCGACCCACGCGUCCACCGCUGGGAGUACGUGUCCGAGCUCACCACUCCUCGGGGCGGAGUCGGCGUCGCCACCGUCAUGGGGCGAGUGUUUGCGGUCGGGGGACACAACGGAAACAUUUACCUGAACACGGUGGAGGCCUUCGAGCCUCGAAUGAACAGGUGGGAGCUGGUGGGCUCAGUGUCCCACUGCCGGGCCGGAGCCGGAGUUGCCGUCUGCUCGUCUCACGUCAGCCAGAUCAGAGACGUCGGCCAGGGCUCCAGCAACGUGGUCAACUGCAUGUGACGGCCGCUCCGGGGACUAACAGGUGACUGUCGGCCAGGCCACGGUCAGAUCUGCUCACUGCACAAGCACAUGACACACACAGAAAAAAAAAAGAAAAGCACACCGUUAUUCCACCCAGCAACCACAGUACCUGAGGAAUAAUGGGGAGACUUCACUGACUUGAAGUGGACAUUUGACAAAUCUGAAGUCUUCUCCGACAAAAUGACUAAAACGUCUCCGCUGGUGUUACUUGCAAUCAUUGAUGUAGUAUUUUGUACUGUAUUUUCUCGUAUGCUUUGACAUAGUUUUGACUUUUUUAAGUGAAAAAUAUUCGUGUUAAAUAUAAACCCCUCGCGACUAAGAGGAGAGUUUGGAUUUAGAACUACUAGCUAAGUGAAGACUUUAUCGCGGGGCCACUAUGAAUUAAAGCUGACUUUAAUGAGACUAUCUUUGGGUUACUGGGAAUUUUGGGGGUUUUCUUUUUUCCGUUAUUCGAGGUAAAUGCUGACAAAUCCGUAAACUGAAGACAUUCAAACUGGAUCCAGCCUGUGCAGGUAAAAACAUUAACACAUCUGUGAUGAGAUGUCGAGAUGCAAAUAUUUUUCCUAUGUUGAUGAACACGUUCCUGCAAUCUUACUCCAGGUGAAAUCAAACCGUUUCCAGGUUUGACUUUCAGAGUGUUUGAAUAAUCGUUUUAAGUCGUCGGCUUGAGAGUCCGACGACGCUGUGAAUGCAAAUCCGUUUCAGCCGCCUGCUAAAUCCCAAGUCGACUAUCACACCUCCUCCUCGGGUCCGAGGAAGGAGUCACCGACUGUAGCUGAGGAGCAAUCAGAGCAAUAUGGUGCAGCCCUCCUGUCCUUUGCCAGUUUUACAUUGUUGUACAGAAAUCCCGUGACGAACUUUCAAAUUAAAGCUGACGAUAGCUGGACUGUCAGAAAGUGUUUCCAGAUGAGACGGUUCUGUUAUAUUUUAAUAUAUGGAAAUUUUUUGUAUAAUAAUGACGAUGAUAACAACAACAAUAAUAAUAAUAAUAAUGAUAUAGGCGUAUCUUUGGUAUUAUUCGUAACUAUCUAAUCUGUUGCCGUGCACUAUUUUCAUAGAAUAGAUGUGAAGUUUAUCGAGUAUAUUUUUGUCCUGAAGAAUUUCAUGUCAUUAUGAGUCAUUAUGAGAUGUUUAUUUAACACGUGACGGUUUCUGCCAUAUCCAAGAGGGAAAACUAGGUAGAAAACUUUAAAAACUGUUUGUACAAGAAAAAUAUUAUUGCACAGUUUGUGUGAUUUUUACAACAAAACUGAAGCCAACUUUGUUAGCUAACGAGUCUUUUUGUUCUGUUUUUUUUUUUGUAAAUUUUGACGUGUGAACUUUUGUGUUGUUCUUCCUCUUUUGACUGCUUCCAUCUUGUGUUUUUAUUGGUAUAUAUUGGUACAAUAAAGCUAUGUGUAAAGUUCA